AUGGCACAGACUGUUUCACCAGUAAUAUAUUCUCCUAACGAUCAACCGGAACGUGUUCUUCCAAAUCACUUUAUUAUUUGGCUAGAUCAACAUAUUGGACUACCUGAGGAAUGUAUUAUGUUAAAAUGUACUUUUAUUCUAGCAAUGAAUCCAACUAGUGGAUCGUAUGAAAGAAGUCUCAACACAGAUGAUAUUGAUCGUAGUAUUCGAUUAGAUGCACCACUUCUCGUUCAACUUGAUAAUGUGGAAUUUAUGUUUCAAGUUUUUGAUAAUGUUGAAAAAUGUUUUCAAACUAUAGAAAAAAAUCGUGACAAACGUAUUUUUCUUAUCACAUCUGGUUCAAAAGGAAAAAUUCUUAUACCAAGUCUCGUCAUAAAUUUUCCAGAAAUAUUUAAAAAAGGAAAUUGGAUGUAUGUAUUUUGUGCUAAUAUGAAUAUGGUACCAGUUGGAGAUAUAGUGCCAACCAACACAUGGGCAAUACAUUUUCUAGAUCAUAUUUUAAUGUUUGAUCAUCAAGAUGAUCUAUUAGUUCGUAUGGUAUCUGAUAUUGCACAUUAUUUUACAACAAAAGCCAAUGAUCUUAAAAAUAAUCAACAAUAUGACAAUGCUUGUCAGUAUCUUACUUGGUCCAAACAAAUGCAUAAUCGAUAUGAACUUCUAACACAUAGAAGUAUGACUAAUAAAGUGAAUGAAAUUGAUCAAGAAAUUGUUGUUAUCAAGCAGAGACAAAGGGAACAACUACCUAAUGAUGACGAAGAUGGUUAUGGGGAAGCAUGUGGUGAUUAA
Messenger RNA from Adineta steineri, 786 nucleotides. NCBI's taxonomy places the organism in Eukaryota, Metazoa, Rotifera, Eurotatoria, Adinetida, Adinetidae. The record is from the annotation of a GenBank genome assembly.